AUGUACGAACAUUUGACUACUACAUUGAACCGAUGGCUUAAGCUGGCAGAUGCAGAUAAAAAGCCUAAAUUCAGGGUAGUCAUCUCAGGAAACAAGUCGGAUCCAGAUGAUUGGACCAAGCAGCGUAUCGAUGGCGGAGUGUACAAAGACAACGAGAAACCGACUGAAGACCAUCCGCCCAAGUGGGAAGCACUCGAGCUAGGUAUCGAGGUCAAGCGACAUCACACCUGCGACUUCUUCAGCGACGAAUAUCAGAAAGGCUAUUCUCCCAACUCGAAAGCCAGCGAAGGCGCACUUGGUCAGGCCAUGUCAUACUCCUCGCUUGUUUUCUUUCACCAACACCGCACACACCACUUCUCCAUCCUUAUUUUCGGAACCAAGGCUCGAAUCGUUCGAUGGGACCGUGCUGGCCUGUUAUUCACCAAUGCAUUCGACUGCUUCGACGAUCCCCAGAAGUUGGGCGAAUUCCUCUGGCGAUAUGCUCAGAUGGACUCCGUCGACAGAGGCCACGACCCGACCGUUACGAGGGUGGUGGCCAAUGGGUACGAAGACACUCUGAUGGAUGAAAGGGCCAAGGUUUCGCGAAAGGUCGAGGAGGUUGUUGUUGAUGACGAGAUCAGGAAGCUGUUCGACGAAACCGUAUCGACUCAUGGUCCAAGACACAUACUGCGCGUUCAAGGCAAAAAAUUCCUGGUCGGCAAACCACAUACGUACACCACUGUCCUUGCAGGUCGCGGCACCCGCGGCUAUAUCGCGAUCGACCUCGACGACCCGAAGGGACCUUUUGUUUUCCUCAAAGAUACCUGGCGGGUUGUGGGGGAAGGCUUGGAUGAGGAGGGGAAAGUCCUUGCCGACCUCAACAGUCCCGACGAGCAGGAUCAGAGGGGUCGGAAGUAUAUCCCAACGCUGGUUUGCCACGGCGACCUCGAGGGCCGGUGGCAGAAAACCGACUCUCAAGACUUUUGGCUCACUCGCAAUCCCAAUUCCGACCAGAAGUGUCCCAUGCGAACCCACCAACAUUACCGCCUCGUUGUAAAGGAGGUCGGUCUGCCUAUUAGCAACUUCAGGAACGGACGCGAAAUGGUUACUCUCAUCUCGCACGGUGUUGCCGCGCAUGGCUACGGCUACAAGAAAGGAUACAUGCACCGGGACAUUAGUGCCGGAAAUCUCUUGAUCUUCGUCCGUCAAGACGUUGUAAACGGCCAGUUGAAAGAGGAGCGUCAUGGACUCCUCACGGACUGGGAGCUGGCGAAGAAGCUCACAGACAAGGGGCCACGGCAGCUGGAACGGACAGGUACCUGGCAGUUCCUCGCCGUCGACAUCCUCAACAAUCCCUCCAAGCCAGUCGAGGUGUGGCACGAAAUGGAAUCGUGGUUUCAUCUCACCCUCUGGCUUGCGGUCCAGUAUCUGCCCCACAAUUACGAAGAAGUCGCGGAGUUUAUGUACGAAUAUUUUGAUGCCACUCAAAAGGUACAAGGCGGUUAUACAUGUGGCAUACUCAAGGCGACUACCAUGGAAUCGGGGGUCAUACGCUAUGCUACAAAACCUCUCGAGUUUGGCACCCAGGACGAUCCCUUCUUCCCUCAUGCCAUGAACACUGUCGUUUAUACCCUUGCAGAUAUCUUCUCAUAUCGGUAUAAACAGAUCGUACCUCGCCCUCGAGUCAGAGGACCGCCACCUGGUCUAACCCAGGUGCAGCUCAAGGCACUCGAAAACAUUGACGAUCAAGUCCGCUUCGAAGAGCUGCUCCUCGAAUAUAUAAACGGCCCCGGCUGGCCCGAAAAUGACAAGACUAAGCCUCAGGUUUCCCUGAGCGAACGGGAGCCAUUCCCUUCAAGCUACUGUCGCACUCGCGGCAGUAAGCGGCCACCAUCGGAUGGGACCGCGGACUUGGAUGUGCCACAGCCGAAGCAUCCAGCAGUCGCGGGUCCUUCGGGGAGUCGACCUAAGAGAGGAUAG
Coprinopsis cinerea okayama7#130 is the source of this 1959-nucleotide messenger RNA. RefSeq names its product other/FunK1 protein kinase. NCBI's taxonomy places the organism in Eukaryota, Fungi, Basidiomycota, Agaricomycetes, Agaricales, Psathyrellaceae. Gene Ontology annotation, biological process: protein phosphorylation. The record is from RefSeq and is a predicted model, not a curated record. The transcript is spliced from 4 exons. The coding region runs from base 1 to 1959 and encodes 652 amino acids. Gene Ontology annotation, molecular function: protein kinase activity.